Molecule: messenger RNA, 1070 nt
Organism: Octopus bimaculoides (California two-spot octopus)
Lineage: Eukaryota; Metazoa; Mollusca; Cephalopoda; Octopoda; Octopodidae
Product: signal recognition particle receptor subunit beta
Biological process (GO): intracellular protein transport; Golgi to plasma membrane protein transport; protein localization to Golgi apparatus
Cellular component (GO): Golgi apparatus
Molecular function (GO): GTP binding; GTPase activity
Source: RefSeq, a predicted model, not a curated record
UAUGAUUACGUGUGUUUAAUGUUACUAAAAUGGCGGCUGCGGAGAAGGAACGUGUUGAAGUCGAGAAGGAAUUCAAUGCAAUAGAUUCUCUAAAAGACACUUUUAAUAAUCUCGAUCGAGACACUCUUGGUCUCUUAGUUGCUUUACUCGUUGGUCUGAUUAGCAUUCUUUUAUUGCUAAUAUUUAUUGGAAAGAGAGGCAAAAAGCAAGGAGUUAUAUUAGCUGGAAUUUGUGAUGCUGGGAAAACACUUAUUUUUACUCAGUUGAUCCAUAAAAGCUUCAAGGAGACUUACACCUCAAUCAAAAGCAAUGCUGGAUCUUUUACCACCCCUAAAAAGAAGAAAACACUACGCAUAUUCGACUUGCCAGGUCACGAGAGGUUACGUACGCAAGCUUUUGAAGAGUAUGGCAAGCUAGCAAGAGCCAUUGUGUUUGUGAUUGACAGCACCACAUACCAGAAGAGUAUCAAGGAUGUUGCUGAGUACUUGUAUACGUUGAUGUGUAAUGCUCUUGCCCUGAAGAUUACUCCAAUCCUGAUUCUUUGCAACAAACAAGAUCAAACUUUUGCUAAAGGUGCAAAAGCUAUAAAAUCCACCCUUGAGAAAGAGAUCAACGUGGUAAGAACAACACAUUCAGCUGCCCUGGGAGGAAGUGACAGUACCUCCGAAAACAACAACACUUUUCUCGGCAAAAGGAACAAGGAUUUUGAAUUCUCUGAUAUUCAUUCACUGAAGAUUGAGUUUGCUGAGUGCACAGCCCUGAGUAAAGAAGAUGUACGUGUUGAGCUCCAGUCUCUGUUGGACUGGUUAGAUAAAAUUGUAUAAGUGACUUUUUUUAAAGAACUGAACAGGAUAAAAACAACAUCAGUAACAUCAUGUGACAGUAUUGUAACCAGAAGAACUGUGUUCAGCACAAGGAUAUAUUGAUGGUUGAGAAAAAAAUUAUCUUCUUCCUUGUUUCUUUUUGAAAAUGAAGACUAAACUAUGUGCAUACAUGAAUAUGAGAGAGAGAGAGAGAGAGAAACAGACAGACAGCCUAUGUUGUUAUUAAAUAAUAAUUAUUACUUAUAA